Molecule: messenger RNA, 1434 nt
Organism: Trichoplax adhaerens
Lineage: Eukaryota; Metazoa; Placozoa; Uniplacotomia; Trichoplacea; Trichoplacidae
Exons: 15
Coding region: 1-1434 (477 amino acids)
Biological process (GO): protein deubiquitination
Cellular component (GO): cytoplasm
Molecular function (GO): zinc ion binding; cysteine-type deubiquitinase activity
Source: RefSeq, a predicted model, not a curated record
AUGGAAUGUCCUCAUAUAGAGGAGAGUGUUAAGUUAACACCGGCAGAUCUGAAAAACUCAAAUUGUUCUCUUUGGACCUGUGAAGAAUGCGAAACUAAAGAGAGUCCCUGGAUAUGUUUGUCAUGUGGUAAUAUCAGUUGUGGCAGAUACGUUAAAGGACAUGCAAAGAAACACUACGAGGACCUGAAUCAGCACUGUUUAUGCUUGGAUCCAGCUUUUGCUGUUUAUUGUUACUCGUGCGAUGAAUACAUAAUUAACGAUAGCGAAGACAAUAAAAUUCAGAAGAUCCGCGAUCAAUUGCAAUCUAAUCUCGAAAGAUUGAACAAAAUUGACGCCAAGCGCUAUGCAAAGAAUAUUUCUAGCUUAAAAAUUGUACCUAGCGUUUUAUUUAUAAUUGUAUCGACGUCGGCAUAUCAAAUUUUGGGAUUAAAAAAUCUUGGUAAUACGUGCUACUUAAAUGCAAUCUUACAAUCACUUAGCAAUAUAGAUCCCUUCUGUCGCUACUUUAAGACGUUCAGAUCCUUAACAGAUUCGGAUCCCCGUAAAGAGAAGCAUGCUCAUAAUACUAGAGCUCAGGGUGAUAAUGUAUGCAUCGUAGAUGAAUUACGAAAAGUUCUUGAUGGCUUAGGAGAGAUUAGUAGUUCAUCAUAUUACUCUCCAAAUUCCUUCUUAACUGCAAUUUGUAAACUUAUACCGAGAUUUAGGGGUUAUCAUCAGCAAGAUGCUCACGAAUUUAUGCGGUACUUACUGGAUCGCCUUCAUACGGAAUUAGGCAGGAUGCGUGCUCCUUAUUAUGGAAAUAAGCAAGUCUCAAACACAAUAGUAACCACGUUAUUUAGGGGAUCAUUGCUGAAUGAGGUCAACUGUCUUGUCUGUGAUAUUAACUCUCGAAAGACUGAUUCAUUUCUGGAUCUUUCUCUUGACAUUCCAUCGGAAUUUAUCAGUAGACGAAAUAAAUCUAUAGGCGAUAACGAUAUAUCUAUAUGCAAAUUAACCGAUUGCUUAUCUAGCUUUACCGAAUUAGAAAAACUAGAAGAUAGCGAAUUGUAUUAUUGUAGUAGUUGCACAAAGAAGCAGCUAUCAACGAAGCAACUAAGAAUAAAAACCUUACCGAGAGUACUCUGCUUGCAUUUGAAGAGAUUUAGGUGGUCGUCGUGCAUUAGAAAAAAGUUGGAUAUAUAUGUUGAAUUUCCUAUGAUUGGAUUAGAUAUGAAGCCUUAUUUAACACUAAAGCAAACUAGUAACGGUCGCUCGAUGUAUGAUUUGAUUGCGGUGGUCGAACAUCAUGGAUCAGGAUAUGGCAGUGGACACUAUACUGCCUAUGCUUACAAAGAUGGAUGGUAUCACUUUAACGAUAGUACUGUAAGCGUAGCUAUGGAAGAGCAUGUUAUCAAGUGCAAGGCUUAUAUCCUAUUCUACGUCCAACGUGAAUAA